AUGCCCAGAUCCUUCCUGGUCAAGAAGGUCAAACUUGACACGUUCUCCUCGGCGGACCUCGAGAGCUCCUACGGGCGCGCCCGCAGCGACCUCGGAGUGCGACUGCACGAGAAAGGAUACCUCAACGACUACGCGGGGCCCGCCUCCGUCUACGAUGGCGAUGCCGAGGCGGCCUUGCUCAAAGGGCCGUCCCCAGAGCCCAUGUACGCUGCGGCCGUGCGUGGAGAACUGGGCCCGGCGGCCGCGGGCUCGGCACCGCCUCCUACCCCGCGCCCAGAGCUGGCCACAGCCGCGGGCGGCUACAUCAACGGCGACGCCGCCGUCAGCGAGGGCUACGCGGCUGACGCUUUCUUCAUCACCGACGGGCGCUCGCGCCGUAAGGCCGCCAACGCCGCCGCUCCCUCCACGGCCUCUGCCGCAGCUCCCGACUGCGACGGCGGAGGCGGGGCCGGGGCGGGUGCGCGCGGCGCGGGGUCGGGGACGUACGCCACGUCGUCGAACCUGAGCCGCCACAAGCAGACGCACCGCAGCCUGGACAGUCAGCUGGCGCGGCGCUGCCCGACGUGCGGCAAGGUGUACGUGUCCAUGCCGGCCAUGGCCAUGCACCUGCUCACGCACGACCUGCGCCACAAAUGCGGCGUGUGCGGCAAGGCCUUCUCGAGGCCCUGGCUGCUGCAAGGCCACAUGCGCUCCCAUACAGGCGAGAAGCCCUUCGGCUGCGCGCAUUGCGGCAAGGCCUUCGCCGACCGCUCCAACCUGCGCGCGCACAUGCAGACGCACUCGGCCUUCAAGCACUUCCAGUGCAAGCGCUGCAAGAAGAGCUUCGCGCUCAAGUCCUAUCUCAACAAGCACUACGAGUCUGCAUGCUUCAAGGGCGGCGCUGGCGGCGGGGGCCCCGCGGCCCAGGCGCCCGCCGCUUCGCCGCGGCUCAGUCCUGUGCAGGCCUAG
Molecule: messenger RNA, 948 nt
Organism: Neomonachus schauinslandi (Hawaiian monk seal)
Lineage: Eukaryota; Metazoa; Chordata; Mammalia; Carnivora; Phocidae
Gene: SCRT1
Product: scratch family transcriptional repressor 1
Exons: 3
Coding region: 1-948 (315 amino acids)
Biological process (GO): regulation of DNA-templated transcription
Molecular function (GO): DNA-binding transcription factor activity, RNA polymerase II-specific; RNA polymerase II cis-regulatory region sequence-specific DNA binding
Source: RefSeq, a predicted model, not a curated record